This is a messenger RNA of Colletotrichum higginsianum IMI 349063, 2187 nucleotides long. RefSeq names its product Metalloprotease. Lineage: Eukaryota; Fungi; Ascomycota; Sordariomycetes; Glomerellales; Glomerellaceae. Bases 1 to 2187 code for a protein of 728 amino acids. The record is from RefSeq and is a predicted model, not a curated record. The transcript has 3 exons.
AUGUUCUCCCGGUCGCCGUCCCUGUUGCGCAUCCCUUCUUGGUGCAGCCAUCAUCGUCGUGUGUUGCUUCGGCCGAAUUCUCGCUUUUUGAGCUCAAUUGACGGACAACAUACCAAGGCACUGCCAGCGCGACUCGACAUGACAGAAACAUUGACCGUUCCGCAAAGGCUGGCCCUCGCCAAAUGGGCUCAUAGCCUGGGCGACAUCACACCCACACUUCCUCGUGCCGCCGAAUGGGUACAGGAACACUUCGGAAAGAAGGUAUCCGAGGCUGCGAUCCGAUCAGCCCUGGAGCGGGCCAAUCUGCCUGGAGUUUUUCAUCCCUACAUGCUCCAUUUUGACCACAUGACUGACUUCCUCAAGGACGACGGCGAGAUCGGGCCCCUCAUCCGCCUAGGCUUCGGCAGAUACCUUGCGGACAUGCCCGCCGGCGCGUUCCCCACAGCCGUGGCAACAUGGCGCGCGUUGACCCUGACCUACUUGGAACUGGCGAUGCUGUGGUUUAUCGAGCAGAUCACCAACAAGCCCGACUGGCAUGUCAAGGUCUUCAACGGCGACAUCGUUUCCAAGUGGAAGGCCGAAGUCAUGGCCGUCGAUUGGGCCGCCGUCGACCUCGAGCAUGCCCACUUCGACGACGCCAUGUUCAACUGGUGCCUCGCCGAGCUCCGCGAGAAAGCCAAGCUUUAUGAGGCUACCGGCUUGGUCCCCGUCUUCGAUGUCAGCACCGCUGUCGUCAAGUCCGACAAUGCCAUCCCUCCAGAGGUCAAGGAGGAGCUCAAAAAGGGCGUGGCCCUUCUCGAAGACGUCCAAGAGCACGAAAAGGACUGGCAUCCUGGCAGUGACGGUAAGGUUCUCGACCUGGUCCACCCUUCCCUCUGGCCACUUGUCUACGGCCUUUCUCGCAUCGUUCCCGACAAACGCAUACCUCUCGAGAAUAUUACGGAGACCUGCGGCACAGGCCAGACCAUCCCGGCGCUGGCCGAGUUGAAGUUUGUCGAGCCCAUGUGGGAUACGCACCGCACCACCAAGGGCCUCUGGUCAACCAAGUUCCAGUGGCUCCCGUGCGACGUUGACAUCGAAGAGGGUAAGCCCAAAAUCAGGAGCUAUAUCAACAACCUUCACCCCCAGCACCACGCCGGUCUCUACAACACCAUCGAGAAGGUCAUUGAAAAGACCCUUCCACUCUGGGAUGUCGUCUACAGAUGGCACAAAGACUUUGAGUACCUCCGCAUCCCCUGCAAGAGGGCCGUAAGAGACUGUCAGGCUGGGUGUCCCGGAUGCUGCGACCCCGAAAACCGACCGCAGGAGCCGGAUGAGAACGAGCGUGAUAUGGAUGACUAUGACGACGAUUGGGAUGAGGAUCAUGACGGGCCCGAGUCACUUACAUGGCGACGCGAUCAGAUCUGGUUUAAGGAAACCCAUCCCGUCACGAAACCCGACGUCCCUGGAUACAGACCGAUGCGCCUCCGGCCUGAGGACGUCAAACUUGAGAGCGGCUUCUUCCAUGCCGCUGACCGCAUUCAGGUCAUCGUCAAGCUCGCCAACAUCCACCUCACGCCAGACAAGCCGACUUACGACGGUGGCUCCUGGCACAUUGAGGGCCAGCUCAACGAGCACAUAUGCGCCACGGCGCUGUACUACUAUGAUAGCGACAACAUCACCGAGAGUCGCCUUGACUUCCGCACCAACGCCAACGGUGAGGCGCUUGACGAGGAGCUGGAAUACGAGCAAGAGGAUCACUACGCCAUCAGCCGCGUCUUUAAGAUCAGCUCGUACCACGAAACAAUGCAGGACCUUGGCGGCGUGCUCACGCGCGAAGACCGUUUGCUCGCCUUCCCCAACGUCUACCAGCACCGCGUGACGCCGUUCGAGCUUGCCGACAAGACGCGCCCGGGUCAUCGCAAGAUCCUGGCGCUGUUCCUCGUGGACCCGGCCAUGCCCGUAAUCAGUACGGCGAACGUUCCGCCUCAGCGAAGGGACUGGUGGAAAGAGGGCGUGGCGCCGGACAACCGCAUCGGGCCGCUGCCGGCCGAGGUGGCCGAGAUGGUGUUCGACAACAUGGAGUUCCCCAUCGGGCUCAAGCGGGCCAAGGAAAUCAGGGAGGAGCUGAUGUCGGAGAGGAAGGCGAUCGACUCGCGUGCCAUGUUUAGGACUGAGAGAGACACUUGGAACUUUUGUGAACACUGA